This is a messenger RNA of Trichobilharzia regenti, 1512 nucleotides long. The record is from the annotation of a GenBank genome assembly. Lineage: Eukaryota; Metazoa; Platyhelminthes; Trematoda; Strigeidida; Schistosomatidae.
AUGGAAAAUAGUGUUUCAUGGAGAAAUUCCUUACGCAGUGCUUCAUCGCAGAAUCGACGUGAUGGGCAUGGGGGUACUGUGAAUACAUUUGUCAGGGCUUCUUCUGGAAGGCGUAUGAAUAUUGCUAAUUCAACUAAAGAAUCUAAUAACUAUCCUAAAGACAUACAUCUCACCAAAAGCAAGAUUAAUAAGCCUCUUAAUUUACAUGAAGAUUGCUUCGAUGAAAUCUUAUCCUUAAAAAAAAAAAUCGCUUUGCUGACUGCACAAAAUAAAGAACUGAAUGUUCAAUGUCGUCUUUUUAAAGAAAAUUUGUCUAAAAAGGAGGGUGAGCUUGUGAAACUUAAUAAUCCUGCAGAGGAUUUGAAUGUAAAGCAAAGUGCACAUGGUAGCAAACAAAGCUUGUUGAGAAAUAUUCGGUCACUUCAUCAAAAACUUUUCAAACUGGAAACCCAACUGCAAGAGAAGGAUUCUGAGUACAGUCGUUUGGUAACGGACAUGAAAUUCACACGAACUGAAGAGUUGAGAAUACAGCUUGAGACUGCAUACACAGAAAUCAGACGGUUAAAAGAGAAGAUCCAUAUUAUGUCAUCAGAACAGUGUCAAGUGAAAGAGAAACCAUUUACAAAGCCAAGAAGAAGGAGUUCUACCUCUGAAAACAAUGAAGUCAAUACUCAAAUACGAACACUGGGAAAAGUGAUCAAAGAACUGGACCAGCAGAAGCAGGAAUUAAUAGCAAAGAAUCACUGUUUAGUCAGCAAAAUUCAGAAAUUAUACAAAUGUUUGUCAUCAAGCGACUUGAAGGAAGAUAUCAAUCCUUAUCGUGCACCUGAAGAUGAUGAGCACAGCUCUCAGAUCAGAAAAUGCACAAAAUCUUCAGAUGGUCAUUUGGUUGCAACUAUUAUUGAAAGUACUGUAUCUGAAAAGGUGAAAAAUGAAACGCCAAAAGUAUCAGUUAUUGUUCGACAAGAUGAGAAAACAGUAGAAGAAUUGGCCACUGCGAAAACUCAAAUAGUAAAUUUACAGCAGUUAAAUAAAACCUUAUCAGACGCCAAUGAAAAACUAAAGAGCCAGUAUGAAGUAAUCCAAAAGAAGAUGAAAGAGCAAGAAGCUGAGCUCCAGAAGCAUCAGAAAAGGCCUGUAAAGGAAGAUGGGUGUCAAACAGAAAUAAACAACAAUCAACAGAGCAAACAUAAUCAAGACCCUAGAAAUUAUGCAGUAACUUUUCAAAACGAAACAUCAGAAAAUAUAAUUGUUAAAGAGAACAGAGAGAAUUUGAAUACGAAUAAACUGCAAAACGGUGACGGGAACAAUAGUGGUGGCAAGAGACAAGAAACAAAUCAAACUGAAGUGAAACAGAAUGUUGAAGAACAAAACAGACAAAUCACUGAAAUUAAUUUGGGCAACACACAUGCACUACAACGGACUGAUGCUAACACAUCCAAAGAAAAACUUCAUGAGAGUUCAAAUGAAGAUGGCAGCGAUGAGAUUGCUCAAUUUUUUGAUUUAGCCUAA